AUGGAGGAGCCAUCCACGCGCGUGGCCCGCGCCACGCCAGCCCCGGUCCAGCUCCCGGUCCCAGCUGCGAUCAGGGGCGCGGACAGUGCGGUGCGCCGGAAAGCGCUGAAGUGGUCGGAGGACACGAAGCCGGCUGCCGCGAAGCCCCCAAAGAUGGGCCACAUAGACAGGCCAGGUUCGCGGCUGCACAGACUGGCCAGCGCGCAGAGGCAGCAAGCGAUGAAGCGAUUCGGCAGCCUCAAAGCCGCCCGUAGCCUGGACAGGGCCCCGAGCAUCUCGAGCUCGGUCGGCGCUGGUCCGCCGACGCUCCUUCGCGCCCCCUCACUUGCUCGGGAUGUGCGCUCGCGGUUCGGAGCGCGUGCGCCUUCCACGGCCGCCGACGCCGCCGUCGGUCUGGACGAGGGCGGAACUGGGGGGUCACUUUCGCGAGCGGAGUCGCCGCCGGGGGCACUCGACACUAUGCCGUCAUGCGCACCUGCGUUCGGGCGUGAGGUCGCGAGGUUCCGACAAGCGCGGUCCACGAUGUGGAACGCCUUCGAGGAAGCGAACUCCGUCGACGCCCUCGCAACCACUGCAAGCGAUGUGUCCGCGAGGGAAGCGCUCAGGCGCGACUUCGUCCAGCGCUCCACGCGCUUCAACGUUCCGGACAGCCCGGCGUCGUCCCAGAAGAGCGCGACGUCCUCCAAGCCCCCGAUCCCAACCCACCUCAGCGUGACGAGCUCGAUCGCCGACACCGACGCGUUCAAGGACGCGGUCGCAGCCCUGCGCCAGAUCACCGAGCCUCUCACGAAGACGGCGAAGGAGCAGACCAAGGAGAUGCAGGAGCUCCUGGCCGGCACCGCGCCGAAGAAGAGGCGGUCGACCGUCGCACCGGGCACGCUCGAGGGCGCGAAGGGCGUGCGGGACGUCGUGAUCGAGGCGGUCCAGGCGCACAAUUCGGGCACGAGCGUCGUCGCGUGGCAGAGGAGCCUGUGGAAGCAGGGCACGCGCGAGAUCAAGGAGCGCCGCAAGUCAAGGGGCGCGCCGGGGGGCGAGCCGGCUCAAGGUCUGAGCGCAGUGUCGUCCGAGGCCGAGGAAGACUCCCGCCCGCUGGCCCACACGACGGUCACGUCGGUGAACGAGGCGCGGCGCAUCGUCAACGCGCUGCCGUCGUCCUUCCCGCAGAUGGUCUUCGCGGCCCCGGACAUCUCGGUCGUGGAGGGCCACAACCGCCAGAAGCUGCGCUCCGUGCUCAGGACCAGGCCCGGGCGCCGGACGGAGGAGGAGAACUCCUUCCUGCUCACGACGCUGCAGUCCCUGGAAGUGACCCGGCUGGCGGAGGACGAGGACCUCGCGGAGAUGGCCCGCUACCUGCGCUGGGUCGAGUACGAGCCGGGCGAGGACGUGUACAAGGAGGACGACCCGGCCAAAGAGGCGUUUGUUGUCGUGACGGGGGUGGUGGCGAAGCUGCGGCGCUCCGGGCCGCGGGCGACGCGCUCGCUCGCCGUCCGCAACCGGCGGUCGGGGGCGCACAGCCGCCGCCCGAGCCACGGCGGCGGCGGGUCCCUCUCGCGCAAGCAGAGCUUGUCCCAGCAAGAUCAUGCCGCGGCCAUGCCUGGCAUGAACGACUGGGCCGUCACGACCGGCGCCAACGCGGAGGAGGCAGUCGGCGAGCCGGCCAUCGCUGCGGGCACACAGAUCAAGGACAUCAUCGAGGGCAUGAAGACCUCGGAGGCGACGCGGCGCAACCUCGACGGCACGACGUACGUGACGGACUUCGGGGGCAUCUUCCAUGGGCUCGCGCAGCACAUCUUCUCCGCUGCCCUGGGCCCGGGGUCGAUAUUGGGCGCCGAGGCCCUGGAGCAGGACAUGGACAUCGCCGCGGUCGAGGGGAGCGACGUCGACGCUGACCCGCCAGCACACGACGAGAUGAUGCGAUGCGUCACGCGCUGCGAGAUGCUCGUGCUGCGGCGGGACCACCACAAGCGCAUCUUGCAGACCCACAUCAACGCGGAGUUCAAGGAGCGCGCCUCGGUGCUGUCGGCCGUCGACGGCAUCAGAGCGAUGCCCGCGAAAGCGCUGUCGCAGGUGGUGGCGGCGUCGUCCAGCAUGGCGCUGCAGACCUCGCAGGCUUUCUGCUCCCAGAACAGCGUCCCGGACAAGGUGUUCGUCGUCAUCCGCGGGGAGGUCGAGGUCAUGCGGGCCGUGCGCGUGGCGCCCAUGACCAAGCAGAAGACCGUCGCGCGGCAAGCGAGUCUGCGGAAACGUGCCAGCCAGGCGGGGCAGUCGGCGUUAGAGGCGCUCCCGAGGCUCGACGUCACCGAGGGCUGGGAGACGCGGCAGUGGAAGGUCAGGGAUGGCAUGUACAACCUCUCGAGGGACUUCGUUCCGCUGCUGGACGAGGCGCUGGCGCUCCAGGAUGCGGUGCCCACGCUCCCCGCGGUGUCCUCCAAGUCCGUCGUGCCCCUCCUGAAGACCGGGACGACCGGCCUGCAGCACAACAAGAGGAUCGCCGAGAAGGCGGACGAGAUCGCGUCGCGGUCGCCGUCCCCGGUGAGCCCCGCGAAGUCCCCCGAGCAGACGGUGGCGGAGGGCAGCAACAGCGUGCUCGACCUCGUGAGGAGCGCCGCCUCGCUCGCCAAGGAGCCCGGCGUUGGGCGCACGCGCAAGGGCGCGAACCCGUCGAUCACGGCCAGGGAGGCGGUGUACCUGGGGCCGGAGCUGGUGACCACGCUGCGAACGUUCUACAAGGGGCCCCAGAUGCUCAUCGAAGAGGGUCUCGCGCGGCAGAAGGCCCCGCAGGCGAAGAAGAAGAAGAAGAGGGCAGAGGAUGCGCUCGAGGCCACAAGCAGCGACCUCGCCCUCUCGGCACCAUUGGCCCUGUCGCUGCGUAGGUCACAGAAAACGAUCCACGUGGCUUCCCCCGCACAGUCGUCGGCGCGAGGGACGCAGGAGAGCGAGAGCGAAGGAGCAAAGCGGCCGCUAAAGCCCGUUUCGACGGUGCCCGCGAACGUGCUGCUGGCAGAGCUGGACGCGCUCGACGACGUGGGGUCCCCUCCGGUGGGCGCGCCGCCGGCUGCGGUCCGGCGCGACAAGGCCAAGUCGAUGGCGCCCGGCGCGCUGGUCAGCAGCAAGUCGGUCGCCGCCCCGAAGCUUCCGGGCGUGCCGCCGAACAGGGUGCGGCGCGACAAGGCCAUGUCGACGGCUCCGGGCUCGCUGAUCAGCAGCAAGUCGGUCGCCGCGGCAAAGCUGCGCAGCAGCAAGUCGGUCGUGGGCGCGGUGAUGAAGGGAGCCAAGCCGCUCAAGAAGACGGCUGGGGACGCGAGCAAGUCGCGAAAGAACGCCGGGAUCAAGCGGACGGAGUCCGCGAUGCCCAGCGUCGCGGAAGCCACGACGGAGACCGCGACGGUGAGCUCGCGGAGGAGCGAUGGCGCGACGGAGACGCUACCGUCGGUGAAGAAGCCGACGCACUCGCGGGGGAAGUCCAGGAUCACCUUCGCGCAGCAAGUCACCGAGAGCACCUUCGUGGCCUCCGAGAGCGGCGGCCAAGAGGCGGAGGACGUGGACGGGCCCCAGAGGAUGAGCAGGAGCGCGGUCGAGCCGGGCGUGCUCGGGCAGGCGCGAGGGCCGCAGUUCCGCAGCAUCUUCGACGACGCGGCCGGAACGUCCGACUCGGGCGCGAGUACGGGGCACGGCAAGAAGUCCCCGUCAAAGCAGCGCAACGCAGUCGUGCACGUGGGCACCCUCCUGCCAGGGCAGGCGGUGGGGCUGUGGGAGUGCAUCAACAAGAUGCCGCUGCAGUCGAGCUACGUUCCGAGCAGGGACGUCGGGUGCGAGCUGCUCGCGAUACCCCGCGCGGCGAUCAUGGACAACCUGCCAAAAGAGGCUGUGGAGCAGCUUUCGCUGAUGCCGAACGAGGACCCGACCAAGGCGAGGCUCCGGCCUGGAGAGGAGCCGUCCGACGAGGCGCUUGCGGGGCUGCUGGAGGCGACGCACGUCUGGGGGACGUACAAGAAGGCGGUGCUGAACGAGACGCUGUCGGAGAUCAAGAAACGCAAGGAGCUGCGGAGCUGGGGGCGCCCCUUCUGA
Molecule: messenger RNA, 4068 nt
Organism: Pedinophyceae sp. YPF-701
Lineage: Eukaryota; Viridiplantae; Chlorophyta; Pedinophyceae
Source: the annotation of a GenBank genome assembly